Molecule: messenger RNA, 2400 nt
Organism: Poeciliopsis prolifica (blackstripe livebearer)
Lineage: Eukaryota; Metazoa; Chordata; Actinopteri; Cyprinodontiformes; Poeciliidae
Product: membrane-spanning 4-domains subfamily A member 4D-like
Exons: 7
Coding region: 254-835 (193 amino acids)
Cellular component (GO): membrane
Source: RefSeq, a predicted model, not a curated record
AUAAGAAAAUUAAACAAAAUGUAUUUAUUUACUGGGUUGUAAUUUUGACUGUUGUGAUCUCACAUACUGUUCAGGCUGUGCAACUCCCUUUGCAGUGAACGGUAUUAAGCCCCUCCUCUUGUUGGAAAACAAAAGGAGAAGAAAUCAAAUUUCUUGAUUUCCUCUGGUGACCAACAACAUCCCCUUCCUGUCGUCUUACGCACCACGUCUUACAUGAAACUCUUGUGCAGCACAGUUGCGUAAUAGCUUGGUAAUGGAGGAAAUCGGGUCAACUGUGGCAGAGAAACCAACAGGAGAAAAUGAGAAUCAGAAGUUAGAUGAGUCUCUGUUGUUGUCCAGCAAACCUCUGCACCGUUUUGUCCGAAAACAACCCAGAAGCUUUGGGAUUGUGAUUCUGAUGUUUGGUUUUGCUGAGGUUGUGAUGGGAUGUGCAAUGGCUGAUAAUGUCAUGGAAAACUCAUUCAAAAUAUAUAUUCCCUUCUGGCAAGGAACUCUGUUCAUUACAUGUGGAGUCCUGUCUAUCUACACUGAGUUACGUCCGUCCAAGAAGAUGGUGACCGUAUCCCUGGCCAUGUAUGUGGUCUCUCUGUUGGGCAUUAUUGUCAGCAUUAUACGAAGGAUAGGCUUAAUCGUUUUCUACACAUGGCAUUUAACCCACUACCAAGUGGUGCUAUUUCUUUGGGUGGAAGGAAUCUUGUUUGCAUCUUCUCUACUUGUAUUAGCAUUUCUCAUCUUCUUGAGCGCCAUCGCAGGUUAUGCAUUAAGAUCUACGAGAAGUCAGAUUAUUGUCCAGCACUUUGUGAUGCAUCCUCAGAGUGAACAAAAAUCGAACUAGGACCAAUGUUCUUCAAUACUAUUCUACAAUCACCCAACACUGUUUUGUUCAUUUUAGAUGUUUUCAUCAAUUAUGUCAUACACUGUAUAUGUUUCACACGUAUUUCAAACUGCUAGGCAACAUGAGAUAAAUAUCUUCUGAGCGUUAUAUUUUAAUUGCUGAAGAGGUCACAUGGUGCAAAUCAGUUUUUAAAUAAAAAGUGACAAACUCCUUACUCCUCAUUUAAUGUGAUGUAUAUCGAGUAUUCAUACUCCUUAAACAUUUCUGUAAUAAGUCACACUAAAAAUUCAACAUCCAAUGUACUGAAUUGGGUUUUCUUUUUUAAAUGAACAUAAACAAAGUAACACACAACUCUGAACGGAACCAGCGUUGUACAUUUAGAGCCAGAGUUGCAUACUUUGUGUAAAAAGACACCAUCUCAGUCUAUGAAGAAGGUGAAUUAACUGACUGUCUGUGAACAUAGAUUGUCAAGUUUUACUUCAGAUUCCUAGUUGGAUUAGGUCAGAACAUUUGGCCGUUCUUGCACAUCAAUAUCUUUUGGUAAAAUCCAUUCUAUUGUAGCCAUAGCUGUAUAUUAGAGUGGGUGUUGGAAGGGAAGGUGGCUUCGUAUUUAAUUACAUCAAUAUUACCAUCAACUUUUAUCAUCUUCCCUGACUACUAGUUGUCUUUUGAACUUGAGCUGUAGAUAUCUGAAUCUUCUUCAUAGUUACCAGUUUUGAUGGACAGCCAUAUUUUGGUUGCUUUCUUUCCAUUUUUAGGGAUAUGAAGGUGGACUCAUUGAAAAUUAGGUCAUUUCUGAAAAAAGCUAGUUCUUUUGGAUUUUAUUGAAGGUUUAAAAGUCGGGUAUCUUCUUCCACAUUCUAAUUAUGCAUAGCAUUGUGUUAUGUUGGCCAUUCUUUUUGCUACCAUCAUGGCUACCAUCUUUUUUCUUUGGCUUUUGGCACAAUCUGAGAUGUUUCACUUUGUUUUAUUGUGUUUGUAUAUUGAUUUUAUAUUCAAUCUUUUCUAUUUUAUAAUUGCAUUGUAUUUUCUGAUUGUACAUAGCACUUUGGUCCUGUCGGUGUAUUAAGUGCUUCAUGAAUAAAGUUGGUACGGUAUGUUGAUAUAUCACAAAUAAUACAAAAUAAACAGAGGCUUAUGGUUGUAACAUGCCAAAAACCUAAGAAGGUUCAAGGGGUAUAAAUACUCUUGGAAGAGGAAGUUAAUCCCAGAUGAGAUUUUUACAGCACCUGCACCAAGUUAGAAAAAUGAAACUUUUUCAUUGUAUCAAAAUUUAACCUGCAAAAUUAUCAUGUCAGUAAUAUCAGAUUAACAAUAUAUUUUCUUUUAUUAAAUAUUAUUAGUUAAGUGUUUAUUCACUGCUGUUAACCACUUGCUUUAGUUUUUAAUCAUGCAAAAAUUUGAACAACUGGUAUGGUGACCAGCCUCACAUUUUUAAUCAGAUUAUUUUUGUUUUAACUGUGAAUUAACUUUAUUGCAUUAACUGACUUUGAAAUUUUUGCUUAAAUAAAUUUGGCUUACAAGUACACAAAUGUAUAAAAAAUAAAUAAAUGAAAUAAAAUAUG